GGCCUUCACCUGCUUCACCACCAGUGAGCUUCAUCAGCAGAACAGAAGACAACCAGACUUCUGAUCCACAACACCACACUUGCUAGGUAGCGAGACCUGUCGAGAGGAACCACCGACCGGUGCAACAUGGAGUACGGCCAGCAGGGGCAGCACGGCCACGGAACCACCGGCCGCGUCGACCAGUACGGCAACCCGGUCGGCGGCGUCGGGCACGGCACCGGGACCGGGACCGGCGGCAUGGGGUACGGUGGGACCACCAGAACCGGCGGCAUGGGCCAGCUGGGGGAGCACGGCGGCGCCGGCAUGGGUGGCGGCCAGUUCCAGCCUGCGAGGGAGGAGCACAAGACCGGCUGCGUCCUGCACCGCUCCGGCAGCUCCAGCUCCAGCUCGUCCGAGGACGACGGCAUGGGCGGGAGGAGGAAGAAGGGCAUUAAGGAGAAGAUCAAGGAGAAAUUGCCCGGAGGCCACAAGAAGGACGACCAGCACACCACGGCCACCGGCGGUGCCUACGGGCAGCAGGGACACACCGGCAUGACUGGCACGGGAACCGGCGGCGCCGCCUACACCGAGGGCACCGGCGAGAAGAAGGGCAUCAUGGACAAGAUCAAGGAGAAGCUGCCCGGACAGCACUAAUUAAGCGCGGCCGCGCGGUACGCGCGAGAAGCCGUGUGCUUGUCUGUCACGGCGUUCCGAGAUAAUAAGAUGAACCCAGCAGGAAUGGAGUGUCCCUUGAACGCGUCCGCUCGCGGGGGGCGGACGGUUUGCACCUGUGUCCUAGAGGUUCUCCGUUUCACAUGUGUGUGUGCAGUGUAGUUUGUAUGGAACGUCAUACAUAGAGUACUGUACUGUGUAAACUGCUUUAAUGGUGUUUUUCUGAAUAAAUAUACGUGGUUUGUGUACGUCA
This is a messenger RNA of Panicum virgatum (switchgrass), 904 nucleotides long. Its product is annotated as dehydrin DHN1-like. The record is from RefSeq and is a predicted model, not a curated record. Bases 127 to 633 code for a protein of 168 amino acids. NCBI's taxonomy places the organism in Eukaryota, Viridiplantae, Streptophyta, Magnoliopsida, Poales, Poaceae. The transcript is spliced from 2 exons. Gene Ontology annotation, biological process: response to water.